AUUUCCUGUUCAUGGGAGCUGUUGCUUCCACUUCCCCCCAUUGUGACGCAGUUUAUUUUCUCUGUGUUUUGGCUUUGCUAAAUUCACAGAGUCUGACUGGAUGAGACAUCAGGAAAUAUCUCCGUUGUUGUAUCAGUGGCUACUCUGCUAUGAAAAGUUACAAGGACACAGAUGAGGGAGCUUCUCCCUCUAAGAUAUGUCGGUGUGAAGAACAUGAAGCCCAAAGAGACCAGCUGGAGAGCUCAGAGGUUCACAGGGAUCAGUUAGACCAGCAGCAUCAAACAGACCUGGAUUCCACAUUUAUGCCACUUAAGGAGAACAUUUUCACAUUUGUGAAGGAGGAGCUUAAGAGACUCCAGAGGGCUCUGAGUCCAAAAUACCCAGCAUGCAUAGAGAGUCACUGUAAGGAUAAGGAAAUUCCAGAUGGUGAAGAAGAAAAGCAGCAGAGAAGCAGAGAUGCUUUUCUGCAGAUCACACUGCACUUCUUGAGAAGAAUGAAGAAGGAGGAGCUGGCUGACCGUCUGUGGAGCAGACUUUCUGGUGAAGUGUGUGGACAAAAAGUCAAGUAUAACCUGAAGAGGAAGUACCAGUGUGUGUUUCAGGGGAUAGCCAAAGCAGGAAAUCCAACUCUGCUGAGAGAGAUCUACACAGAGCUCUACAUCACUAAGGCAGGGACUGGAGAGGUCAAUGAUGAACAUGAGGUCAGACAGAUUGAAACAGUGUCCAGGAAACAAGACCCAAAGGAAAAGACAAUCAGUUGUGAAGACAUCUUUAAAGCUUUACCUGGAAGAGAUGAACUAAUCAGAACAGUGAUGACAAAGGGUGUGGCUGGCAUUGGGAAAACAGUUUUAACACAGAAGUUCACUCUGGACUGGGCUGAAGAUGAAGCCAACCAGGACAUCCAGUUCACAUUUCCAUUCACUUUCAGAGAGCUGAAUGUGCUGAGAGAGAAAGAGUUCAGCUUGGUUGAACUUCUUCAUCACUUCUUCCCAGAAGUAAAGGCAGCCAGAAUCUGCAGGUUUGAAGAGUUCCAGGUUUUGUUCAUCUUUGAUGGUCUGGAUGAGUGUCGACUCCCUCUGGACUUCCACAACAAUGAGAUCCUGACUGAUGUUACCCGGUCAGUACCAGUGGAUGUGCUGCUGACAAACCUCAUCAGGGGGAAACUGCUUCCAUCUGCUCGUCUCUGGAUAACCACAAGACCUGCAGCAGCCAAUCAGAUCCCUCCUGAGUUUGUUGACAUGGUGACAGAGGUCAGAGGGUUCACUGACCCACAUAAGGUGGAGUACUUCAACAAGAAAUUCACAGAUGAGGAUCAGGCCAGCAGAAUCAUCUCCCACAUCAAAACAUCCAGAAGCCUCCUCAUCAUGUGCCACAUCCCGGUCUUCUGCUGGAUCACUGCUACAGUUCUGGAGGAUGAGUUGAAGCCCAGAGAGGGAGGAGAGCUGCCCCGGACCCUGACUGAGAUCUACAUCCACUUCCUGGUGGUUCAGACCAAACUGAAGAGCAUCAAGUAUGAUGGAGGAGCUGAGAUUGAUCCACACUGGAACCCAGAGACCAGGAAGAUGAUCGAGUCUCUGGGUAAGCUGGCUUUUGAGCAGCUGCAGAAAGGGAACCUGAUCUUCUAUGAACCAGACCUGAUGGAUUGUGGCAUUGAUAUCAGAGCAGCCUCAGUGUACUCAGGAGUGUUCACACAGAUCUUUAUAGAAGACAGAGGAGUCUACCCAGACAAGGUGUUCAGCUUCAUCCAUCUGAGUGUUCAGGAGUUUCUGGCUGCUCUUCAUGUCCACCUGACCUUCAUCAAUACUGGAGUCAAUCUGAUGGCAGAAGAACAAACAACCUCACUGAUGUCAAGAAACUCUAGACUCUACCAAAACGCUGUGGACAAGGCCUUACAGAGUCCAAACGGACACCUGGACCUGUUCCUCCGCUUCCUCCUUGGUCUUUCACUAGAGACCAAUCAGAAUCUCCUACGAGGUCUGCUUUAUGAUACAGGAGGUUCAGUGCCAUCUGAAUCAGGAAGUAGCUCACAGACCAAAACAGAAACAGUCCAGUACAUCAAGACAAAACUCAGUGAGAAUCUGUCUAUAGAGAAAAGCAUCAAUCUGUUCCACUGUCUGAAUGAACUGAAAGAUCAUUCCAUGGUGGAGGACAUCCAGUGGUCAUUGAUAUAUGGAAGUAUCUCCUCUGAUAAACUGUCUCCUGCUCAGUGGUCAGCUCUGGUCUUCAUUUUACUGUCAUCAGAAAACAACCUGGAUGUGUUUGACCUGAAGAAAUACUCUGCUUCAGAGGAGGCUCUUCUUAAGCUGCUGCCGGUGAUCAAAGCCUCUAACAAAGCUCUGCUGAGUCAUUGUAACCUUACAGAGAAAAGCUGUGAAGCUCUAUCCUCAGUCCUCAGCUCUGAGUCCUGUAGUCUGAGGGAACUGGAUCUGAGCAACAAUGACCUGCAGGAUUCAGGAGUGAAGCUGCUUUUGGCUGGAUUGAAGCAUCCGCACUGUAGAUUGCUAACUCUCAGUCUCAGUGGUUGUAACCUCUCAGAGAGAAGCUGUGAAGUUCUGUCCUCUGUCCUCAUCUCUCAGUCCACCCAUUUAAAACAACUGGACCUAAGCAGCAAUGACCUACAGGAUUCAGGAGUAAAGCUACUGUCUGCUGGGCUUCAGAGUCAACAUUGCAUACUGGAUGCUUUAAGUCUGUCAGGCUGUCUGAUCACAGAAGAAGGUUGUGCAUCUCUGGCCACAGCUCUGAGCUCCUCCUGUCUGAGAGAGCUGGACCUGAGCUACAAUCAUCCAGGAAAACAAGGAGAGAUGAUGCUGUUUGAUUUACUGGAGGAUCCACACUGCAGACUGGAGACACUGAGGCUGGACAAUGGUGGACAACACAGGCUGAAACCAGGUCUAAAAAAGUAUGCAUGUGAGCUAGAAGUGGACACCAACACAGUGAACAGAAUCAUCAAACUGUCUGAAAACAACAGGAGGAUGACACUUGCAUUGGAGCCUCAGCCUUAUCCUGAUCAUCCAGACAGAUUCGACCACUGGAUUCAGCUGCUGUGUAGGACUGGUCUGACUGGUCGCUGUUACUGGGAGGUCGAGUGGAGUGGAAAAGUUUGGGUAUCACUGAGUUACAGAGGAAUUAGCAGGAAAGGAGACAGUCACGAAUGUUUGUUUGGCGGGAAGAAUCAUUCACUGUGUCUCACCAUCUCUGAUGAAGGUUACUAUAUCUGGAACAAUAGUAAAGAAAUUCCCAUCUCCUCCUUCCCUGUCUCUAACAGAGUAGCAGUCUAUCUGGACUAUCCUGCUCGCACUGUAUCCUUCUACAGAGUCUCCUCUGACACUCUGAUCCACCUCCGAACCCUCCCCACUAUAUUCAAUGAACCUGUUUUUCCUGGGUUUGGGUUUGGGUUGAUUCGUUCCUCAUUGUCUCUGUGUUCUCUGUAGGCUGGAGAGACACUGCUGACUAAAGCUGAGUCUGACCACUCUUUCAAUACAAUCUGUCUUUAACUAUUUACCCAAAAAAUUCUGAAUAGAAUUUAGAGGCAGGUGCUUGUAAAGUACCAAGAUGUGGUGCUUUGAGCAUUGCCAUAGCAUCUUACAGUUAAAUUUCUCUUCCAGUUACAAAUCAUGUGGCCUUAAAAUGAAGAAAGGAUAACUCUCAAAUGUCUUCUGCUCUGUAAUCUUAGGAGAAAAGUGAUUAAGAGUGCAAAAAUCUCACCUUUUGAGAUAGAAGAGCUAAAGAUUAACAAAGAUGCUAACACUAGAUCAACUAAGAUGUGCAAGCAGCUCAAACAGACCCAAAUAUUAAACACCUGUCUGUUUAAACUCAGAAGUAUUUGGCUAUCAUCUUCUUGCGGGCUUUUAAUAUUUAAUUUAAGUGUUAUCAGGAUUAAUAAGGCCAGAGGAGCACAUUUUAUGAACCACUUAAACAAAUUUAAAUAGUCCCUCCUAAAGACAUUAAAGUAUUAAAGUGAGGCACCCGUGAAGGUGUGUGUGUGAGAUAAAGACUUCAUUUCAUAAACAUAAUGUCAGAAUGUUUGUACAGGAAGCACAGGCAGUGUGUAGGCCUGGGAUUUGGGAAGGCUGUCUUACCAGUGUUCAUACUUGUUUAAAAAAAGAGUGCACACCCGGUCUUAUCAUGCACAUUAGUGUGAACGUUCACUGAGAGGUGAGAGCUUCCCUCCUGAUUUAACUUGAUAUUAAACUGUCAGAAGAUUGAGAAAACUCAGGCCAAAGUUUCUUAGUAGAGAAAAAAAUGUACUUCUUGGGUAGUCUGAUAAAUGUUAUCGUAUCUCUCACAGGGAUUAAAACACCCUUUGUGCCUUCCCUAAUCAACUGUGUUGAAUUAUUGAGUCUUUUAGAUCAAAAUAACAAUCCACACGUCUUUGCUAAAUGGUAUUUCAACCAUUGUCUCUGUUAACUGGAAAUGUUUGAAUACACUCUGAGAGAAUUAGCACCUGCAGGGUGUGGGCAACUCUGAGUUUGUACUUGACAUGUCUUGAAGCGUAUUUAGGGUCAGGUUACCAAAGUAUCAUUUAUUUUGAAAGGGCCUAUGACCGUAUGAAAAUAAAAUCAAGAAACAGCCAGCUUCACUUGUUUUUGCUUCUGGACAGAAACCAUAAAACAAACUAGACAAUUUCCUCAAGCGGAAAUCACGAGAGGGGCUUGGGGGGCGGUGCCGGUUUCAUCGCAAGGCCAUUUAUGACAAUAGCCCAACUUGUCAUUACAAGGUCAUGUCCAAGUCCAAGCUGAAGCAGCAGGUAGCUGGACAAUGACACGGUGAAAUGGUUGAGAAACACUGUACAUGACAGGAGACUUCAUUCAUGUGUUUUAGUCAUGUGGCCUGAUUAGCUGAUGCUGAUCACCUGGCAACUGAGCCUCAGCUGUUUUCUUGACAUACCUGGUGGUGUUGACCUUCCCUAUGAAAUAGAGUCCUUUAUUUGAAUUUUAUACAGACAUGCAGUUCCUGUCAAGGUCUUGAUGAGAGCAGGUGCAGAAAAGAUGAAUUUGAUUAUUUCCAGCUCCAUUUGAACACAUUAAAAACUUUUAUUGAGAAAGGAUUGUGUGUUGUUAAUUUGAUUGACGUCACCAAAGUCAAGAGAACACAGAGACACACACCAAUGUGUGCUCCGCGUGUUAACACACACACAAAUGCACAAUCUCUCCCAUUCACUUCAUAUGGGAUAUAUGUGUGGCUGUCUUUGGCCACUGACAUCGCCAAAGACUUUAUGGGGGACUGUAUGUGGAUGAGAGCGUCCCACCAUUCUGUUAAAGCAUUGUUUAAAUGGGCUGCUUUAUUGGAACAGCUCCAUGUGUGUGCGUGAUCAGAGCUAUAUGUGUGUCAAUCAACGAUGACAUCAUCAAAGCACCAGAGCUGCUGUUGCCAUGGUAAUUAAUGCCUGCACGGUUACGCAUCACUGAUCACAGAUCAUUUACACCUGAGACAGCAGAGAGUAGUUUUGGGUGAUUUUUGCUUGUAAACACUGUCUCUUUCUCCUCUCUGUGUGCAAAAACCGUAAAUGGUAACAUCAUAUGGAUUUUGGCGUGAGCAUCUGCAGGCUUGGAACUAGCAGUGAUGUAAUUUUGGUGUUGAUUGUGCAAGAAAUGAGGCCAGGAGGGCAAGCUAAAAAUAGGCAACUUUCAGACCCUUUAGACAAAUUUAUCAGAUUUGGUAACAUUGCAGCAGAUCAGAGAGGUGUCAGUGUACUUGGGACAGUUGGUCCUCUCAUGCCAAAACUGCACAUGAUAUGGCUUUGGUUCUUGGUUCCACAGUAGCGGGACAAGAUUUCCUCCGUUUUAAUAUAUAUUUUUUAUGUGUGUGGUGUUAGAUUUGUGGCCGUAGUCACUAGUUGUUUGCAACAGUCUCAGCUGAUGUGUUAGCUCUCUCACACUCUGGGGUGAUGACAUCACCAACUCUAGCAGGGUGAUUUUUAAGCAUUUUCACUCAACGCACAGGAGAUUUGAAGACUUGCCUAUCGAAAACCAUAAACCCCAUCAUCAUAACAAAGACAUUCCUGAAGACAGGACAAAAAUACCUACUUUUUAAAGUUUGAAUGAUCCCUUUAGGUGAAAGUAUGGCAAAGCCGUAGGGGUGGUUAAAAAAAACCCUGUUUUUGUGGUUUCUUCAUCCCUCUCCCCAUUCAUUUCAAAUGGGACUUUUUUCCUAGUUUUUUGCGAAUAACUAUGCAAAAAAUUAGUGAAUCUCUUAGAAAAGUCAUAGCACACUGGAUCGGGAACAAACCACACGUUUUGAUGUAUAAUUUGCAGGGGUUUUCUCAAAGCCCUAGGAGGAGUAGCGCGGCGAAAUUCUGUCCGCAAGAUGAAGAAUAAAGAAGAAACGAACGGAAGAACAAUAGUGGUAACCUGCUGCUGUGGAAGGUGGAGGAAGCUCGCUCCCUCAGCCUUUGGAGGGAGUGGACUAGAGCCCUGCGCGGGACUGUUUUCUUCAUCCCGCUCCCGCCCGCUCCUGCUGAAUUUCUGACCAUUACCACCCACACCCGCAAAACCCAUGCCCGCACAGUAAUAGAGAUGCAUUGAUUUUCCCACAGAAGAAAACACCUCAUUUUAUAGGCUAUUAAUAGAGAUUCACGGGCAGUGCAAUUUGCAAAUCUUCAGGUCCUGGAACGCAGACCGGGUGUUGUUCCAGCGGUAAAGGGGAAACAUAACUGUCACAGAAUAGAAACGAAAAACAGUGCCUUGUGCAAAAACGGGCCAAGAAGAUCAUGUGACUGCAAACAACCAAUUAAUAUAAAUGAUUAAAAAAGAAUCAGCUGCAGAGAAGCAUCGACAGAGAGCAUCUCUCUCCCUCACUCUCUCUCUCUCUGUGAGCGGCAGCUGUCAGUCAAACCUGCCGUGUUUCAGCACCAAGGACAGCUCUUUUAACCACUCAGCAUAAACAUCACUUCACAACACAAAAGCCCGCUUUUUCAGUUGAAAUAAUCAAUAAUGAAACUAUACUUGUCAUGCCAUUUAGUAUUCGGUAGAUGUUAUUCUGUUAUCCAAUCAGAGCUUGUCUGCUAAAACAACACUUUUCGAGCAUUUGACUGCCCGAGUAAACUUCCAAGUCCAUGAUGAUGGGCCGAUCAUGGAUGACCCUCUGUCUCUCAUGUUAACGCCUUUUUCUUAAAAUAUCUGUGGACUGCUUCCACAGUUCACACCACACGUGCCCAGCUGUGGGACUCACGUUAAUAAAUGAAUGAGCCACUGACAGCUUGUUUUUAUCUCAUAAUAAAGCUAUAAAUGCAUCCAAACAUAAUUACAGGCAGUGAAAAUAAAGAGGUCAUGUUAAGGCACUGCGGACAAAUUUAUGAUUAAAACACGGUCUUACCUUAAUAUAGCAAUAUGUGACACUUUGGCAUGGAUGAACCACUGUCUUUUUCUGUCAGCUCUUUCCCGUUAGUCCUGCUGUAAUUCGGGUACCCAGUGAUAGCAGCCUGCUAGCAAAUGUUGCUAGCUCUUCAUCUCAGCUCCAGAUGCCCUUACAUGUGAGCCCUAACUCUUGUCGGCACUGUUUUCUGGCUCAAAGAAGGAAAAAUUACUGUUGCAUUUCCCGUAAGAGACUUAUGCAUUUUGUGACAUAGAUUACCUAUAUAUACACUUUUGUUUUAUAAUGAGACCCUGUAAAUCAUGUGGAUAAGGGGGGCCUACAAAAAUUCUCAGCCCCAGGGCCUAACAUUAGGUUAAUGGGGCUCUGCCCUUGUGCACAGAAUAUCUCUACCCACGCGAGCAAUAUUGUGGCCUGAGAGGAAAAUCAUGCCUUGAGCGCACUCAGAAUCUGAGAGAACACACUGUCAAUGCUCUUCUACUCACGAAACCUUCACCUGCUCGCUCGCGAGCAGAUUUUCUUUUUGGCAAUAAGUGGGCGGACCCAGUUAUCAUCGUAUCCCUGAAAAGACAGCACUGCAUAGCACAAAGAAACAAAAAAAACAAAAGUAGAAAUGUGAACAUAGGACAGUAUUCUUAGGAAAAACUGUACAUGCAGUGCUGUAGGAAUUACAGUGCAGUCUUCCUACACCUCCUGAUGUUCCUGUAUGUUGGGCAAAAAAUUCUCAUUCACAUCACAACAAAUUUCUUCUCUUGUGAUGCAGCAUGGAAAGAAUCUUUUAGAGUGUCUUAUCCAGCCUCUGCAGGUAUCUGCUGUGAUGUCACCACACGCUGCAUCCAUGGCAGCCAGAAGGGUCAUCCGUGUAUGUGGCGGGCGAUCAUAUACUUUCCAUCUCCAUGCUGAGAAAAUUCCUCAAUCAUCAAAUUCUCCUUGAUCAAAUUCCUUGAUCAUUGGUUGAUCUAAUGCUUCAUACAUUUCUCUUUGUUAGAGAAAGUCAAGAUUCACCUGGGUGCAAUUUACCAAUUCAGGACAGAUUUAGGAAAAAAAAAAGUCUAAUGGAAAUGCAUAAAAAUAUGCUUGACAUUUUAUGGCAAGAUGUUCUACCAUUUUGCAUGUAAAGACUUAUACGAUGAACUAAUGCCUAAAUGUUGUGGGGGGUGAGACUAUUCAACAGAGACCCAUUAUAAUACACUUUGAUCAACAUGACAUAAGCAACUGAUAAUGUAGGAAACCGCAGAGAAUUGUACUUAAUCAUUUGCACGGAUGUACCAAAGCAUUUGCAACUUGAUCAAAGAAAUGAGAAACUGCUUUUUUGAUGUGCACAAGUGACACAAUGAUGUGAAGAUUGAACAAGUAGUUUUUAGAAGUUCAAUUCUGAUCUGAGAAAUGUAUCAAAGCGACUGAAAAAAACUGUAAACGGAGCCAACCCACUUCACGCUGUUUGUCUGAGAGUCUUCAGAGAGACAGAAUAUGACUCACGUCCAGGCACUUGAUCGCAAUUAAAAAAAGGAAUUACAGUUUUUCUCCAUUGGUUUGGCUCAUUUCUUGAAACAGAAAUUACAUUCUCAAAAUAACAUGGACAAACCUCCAAACCACUUGGCAAUUGUUCACAACUGAACUGAAUUUCUCCUUCAUUUCAUCAAAUUGCAAAUGUCUUAAUACAUGUUGCAAAUGUCUCAGUACAUCUUUGCAAAGGAUUAAGUACAGAUAGCCUGCAUUUAGCACAAUUUCCAAGUGAAUAGAUCUUGUUGAUCUAAACUGAUUGUUGACUUCUCAGUCUAAUGGUUGUUCUCUCCAAAACAUGUCAGCAUCAUUUCAUUGUAGAAGUCAUCACAUGCACAAUAGUCUGUUCAAUUGUCAAAAUUAGUCAAGAACAUACUGUAAAACCAUGAAUACCAUACAGGUCUCUGGUUCACUACUCAUUCAAGGAUGACAUGGUGUUCCUACCACCUUACUCUCUUUUCCUCAAUCUUAUUGAGUUUUUCUCUGCUUGGAGGUGGAGAGUGUAUGAGCAUCAUGCAAUGGACCCUGCAUGUGAAGACAUUACAGGUGAUCAGUGUAGGGGAUGGUUGCAACAUUCACACCCUUUCUUCCCUUGUUGCAUCGCAAGGGAGAAUAUACGCUGUGAUGUAGAUGAAAAUCUGUGGCCAGACAGACAGCAGCGUGUGGACGGGCAGGAGGGCCAGGAGAGGGAGGGUGAGGACAGCGACCAGUGAAGAAGUGUUAGUUGUGAAACUCCAGCUUUAUUUACAGCACUGUAGGCUACAUAUAAUUUUCCUUGUUUUUUGUUUAUGUGUUUAUAUUACAGAAUGUUACGCUGUAUACAUUUUCUUAUUAAUCUGAUGUAUGGAAGUUACUUACAGUAAUGUGUGUGAAUAAAAAGUUACAGUUUCCUUGGCAGUAUGAGUGCAAUGUGUGAUGUCAAACCUUGGAGGCUACUCAUACCGCGAAGUCCUUUUUUUUUUUUUUUUUUUUUUUUCCAGUUUUAUACACAACUGUAUUCUGUUAGCUAGACAAAAAAACUAGCACAGUAACCAUUGUCAGUGAAGGACUGGGCUAAGAUUGGAGGUGGACAUGAGGGAUAUUUCAAUUUUCAUCUGCCAUAGUGACAAAACAUCAAAACAUUUUGACUUGCAGUGCUUACACAAUGCCAAAGGGACAAUGCAUUUGGGGGCACUGACUCUAUAUAUGAGAACAGAAUUUAGUUUUGACAAAUGAGUGAACUGUUUUGGGAGAGAUACGAGCUUUUGCAGAGGUGAACCAUGGUGUUGUGCUGAACCAUCCAGGUUAUUUUGGCAAAAGUAUCAAGAGUGUUCAGAACAUCCGGUCUGUUUUAAGAAAUGAGCCAAAGCAAUUGAAAAGGAUCUUGCAUUUUUGGUGGCACUGACUAUUUAUAUGGGAAAGGAAUUUAGCUUUGAAGCAUGAGUGAACAGUUUUGGGAGAGAUAUGAGCUUUUGCAAGUGAGCUAUGGUGUUGUGCUGAACUGUAAGACUGUUCUGCCAAAUGAUCUUAGAGUUUUGAGAAUGUAAUUUCUGUUUCAAGAAAUGAGCCAAACCAAUGGAGAAAAACUGUAAUGCAUGUGAUUUUAUGUGUACUCAAUGGCUUGGUAAUUUUAAACGUAAAAAGAAGAAGAAGAAAAAAAGAAACAUGAACACAGCAAACAAAAACUUUUUGUAGUUAUGCAAGAGCAGCUAAAUUAUGAUUAAACUACAAAGCAGCAUGCUUCCAGCUUGCCUUAACUCACAGAAUGAUCUCUCUUCUCUCUAUCCACAGGUCUCAUCACCUGUUGCUUUUCUUUGGACUUGAGCAUAUGUACGGCGACAUGGUGACAUGCAUGAUUUACAUGUUUAAAGGGAGUUAGAGUUUUACAGAAGCAUGCACAUAGUAGGAAGAAGACAACAGCAGUGGUCUUUUCUUAUAUGCAGGACGGUUGUCAGUGAAAAUGAUCCUGUACAUAAUGUUAAAGUUUUUAAAGUUAAAGUUUACGCCACAUUUGUAGUGUGUAAAGAUAAAGUCAACAACAGACCACUGACUCUGGCUGACGUAUCUAGGAUCAAAUGUGAUGCUCCACAGCCUUUAACAAAUCCUAAAGGUUUUCUUAUUGUGGGCUUCUUCAAUACCUCACUGAUCAAGGUCUGGCAAAAAAAGAGGUUGGAAAUAAUCUGAAUAGUAGCUUUUAUUGGAUGAUCAUAUUUAGAAAUUAACAUUGUUUACAAAACAACGCUGCAUAUGAUGGAGACAUUACACAAAUUUUUAAAUGUAAAUGUCAAACCAAUGUAAACAUGGUAGAUUUUAUCAGGAGAUGUCGAAAUAGUAGAAAAAACAAGUUAUAUUAGACAUUACAGACAAAGUGGAUUCUUUAUUUAUGUUCCUAAAUCUGAGGACAAGAUGCCUAAACUUUCAGACUAUUCGCAUCUAAUAUGUAUAUGUGUCUCUGGUAGAAUUGUUAUAACAUGAAAAGUUAAUUAGAAGCCUUAGUUUUUGUGUGCUUGUGCAAGCUCCAAAUGUGCAGAGUGUUCAAUUACCAUCAGUGCCAAAAAACUACAAGAACAAGAAACUACUCGUUAACCAGGAAAUAAACGACUAACUUACAGCUAGUUAAAUGGAAUCAUUACUUUUUUAUUACCUGAGCACUGUUUUCACUGUUGUUCCACUGUUAAUAAACUGGAGCAUCAUACUGUGGAGUUGCCCAGUACUUUAUACUUACCAGCUCUUUUGUUACCUGGUUAACAAGCAGUAAUCAUUUUUAUACUAACUUUUCUGUACCUUAUUGUAAAGUACACAGUGAGAUAUUGAACCAAGUGUAUUGCCCAUUGCCUGAACUAGUACACUUUAUUUUCAUGUACAUCCAGAUUUUGAGCUCUUGUCUGUUGACAUUACGAUGGUUUUGAAGCAUUUUUAUUUAUUUUGAUUUGAUUUCUAUCGAUCUCAGGUUUCUUAUUUGAUUCUCAGUUUCAAAAUUCACUCAUGCUGCACGAGGAUUAAGGCUGCAAUAGUUGUUUUUGUACUUUGAGCCACCUGGGGGCUCCACGGCAUCUUAUUUGAGAGUUAACAGAUGUCUUUUGUAACUGUAACACAUGUUUUAUCUCAUACUAUAUCCUCCUCAUCUCUUACUGUGUCUGUCUGCUGUUUGGCUUUGGGCAGGAAGUGUGCCAUGAGAUUUCUGACUGAAAGACCUGCAUGGAAACUGAAGGAAACCAAACAAUGCUCUAAGUAACGCUAUACUAAAGAGUAGAGGCUGAUAAUUAUCUGAGAUUCUGUAUACAUUAAAGUGCAGCUCUGAUGAAUAAAUGGAGAGACUCUGCUGUUAGAGUUGUACAUAGUCCUGCAGGGCUCAAAAUGUAAGGUGUCAAUGCUAAACUGUACAUUUUGGGAAUUUGCUUUUUAUAUUCAUGAAUUAAAGUUAUUGAAAUGGA
This is a messenger RNA of Cheilinus undulatus (humphead wrasse), 12227 nucleotides long. Its product is annotated as NLR family CARD domain-containing protein 3-like. The transcript is spliced from 10 exons. The record is from RefSeq and is a predicted model, not a curated record. Bases 150 to 3431 code for a protein of 1093 amino acids. Gene Ontology annotation, molecular function: protein binding. Lineage: Eukaryota; Metazoa; Chordata; Actinopteri; Labriformes; Labridae.